Molecule: messenger RNA, 993 nt
Organism: Leishmania mexicana MHOM/GT/2001/U1103
Lineage: Eukaryota; Euglenozoa; Kinetoplastea; Trypanosomatida; Trypanosomatidae
Product: glycosome import protein
Exons: 1
Coding region: 1-993 (330 amino acids)
Biological process (GO): protein import into peroxisome matrix
Cellular component (GO): peroxisomal membrane
Molecular function (GO): zinc ion binding
Source: RefSeq, a predicted model, not a curated record
AUGGCGUGGCUUGGAGACGCGGUCGACGCGCAGUACACGAUCGACACGGUGUCGAAGCAACAGGCGCUGCUGCCGUCCUCCAAUGCCUUUUCAAUCUUCCCGAAGGAUCAUGUUCUGCGCAUCUUUCAGCUAGAUGCGCUUGUGUUGCAACAGGAACUCGUCGAGAUUCUGCAAAUGGCGCUCUUCCAUGUGUUUGACAUCCCGCCCCUCCAGCACUUUCGCUUCGCCUAUCAGGAGGAGCUUGUGCUCGUGUUGGAUGCCCUGUUGUACCGUCUGUCGGUGUGGAGCAUGGGGCAGUCCAUCGGGGACCGACUGCAGAACUUAGUCCUUCGCGAUGAAGAGCGGGCGCGUCUGCUGGCCCUGCAGAACACAAGGUCGAUCCUCCCCAGCCUCGCUCCAUCCCGCCGACUCCUGCUGGUGCACGCGAUCAUGACGCUUGUAAUCCCGUACGUCACCCGCAAGGUGCAGCGAAAGGUACUAGAGGAGGGCUGGGAGCGUGAGCCCGUCGCAACGACGCGGUAUCGCAUCGCCAAGGCACUCCGCUAUGCCGUCGUCACAUGGUCUUUGCUCUCUCUUGCCAACACGUUCAACUUCCUGAUGACGGGGAAGUACCGCACCCUCGUCGAGCGCAGCCUGUCUCUCCGUCUCGUCUACGGCUCGCAGCGGAUGAUGCGCUUUACAAACCUACUCUACAUGAAUCAGCACGUGCAGUGGCAAACGUGGAUGUCGCUCUUCAGCGCGCUUAGUCUGGGGCGAUACUUCCGGCGACUCAUGAAAAGCUUCAGCUCCGUUGCAUCGUCGCCGGCGUUGCUAUCCAUGAACGAGAACUUGUGCAGCGCGUGCCAUGAGCUGCCGACAGUGUGCCAGCGGUCGAACUGCGGCCACCGCUACUGCUACUACUGCAUCAAGAGUCGGCUGCUCGAUAGUCAAUCCACCGGCUCCUUUCGUUGUAUAAAAUGUGGCCAAGCCGUGCACAGCUGCGCCCCUGCGUAG